AUGUUAACUACAUCGACGCUAUUCGACGAGUACUUUACACAUAAUAUUAUUACAGCAUUAGGCGAAGCAGUAUUCACUGGUUGGAUCAUACCAGAAACUGACAGCGCAAAUGGUUCGGGAAAUAUUACGCUAUAUGAAAAUCAACCUGUAGGGGCCACAGACAUUAAGUUCAAAGUUAAAGAAGACCAAGACUCCGUAGGGUACAAGAUGGAAACAUUAACUGACGAUUUCUCUGUAUGGUCUAGAGGUAGACUGAUUCUGAAGACACCUUUAGACUACGAAGUUAUGAAAACCUAUGUUUUGGAGAUUAGCGCAACGACAAAUUCCAGCGAAAAUGGUUCUCCAGGGAGUUCCGCAACAGCCACCGUCACAGUGAACAUUAUUGACGUAAAUAAUCCACCGGCCUUUAAAUCCUCCUCCUACGGAAUCUGUGUUGCGGAUGGGUUGGAUUCAGGAACGGAUGUGAUUCAAGCGGAGGCCACUGGAGACUCUUCUCUGAUGUCAUAUUCGAUAGCAAAUGGUGAUGAUAACGGAUAUUUCGUUAUAGGCAACACGACCGGUAUGAUCACUGUAGCUCCAAACAAAACCCUGGAUGCGUCUGUAACGAGAGGCUACGCUCUUCAGAUCAAAGUCAAGGACGAAGGUGAAGAUGAGUCACCGUAUGACGUCACAGCAACAACCUCAGUGUUUAUUGUCCUAGCGGAUAUGAAAUGUAGCAUAGCAAACACAAUUAAUAUCGGUGUUAUGACUGUCCUUCUGACGCAAAUACUUAACUUUCUGUUUUGAUGAACGCGUAUUACAUCAAACGCCUUUUUACCCUAUUUGAUAUUCAAAUGUAUAUGUGGAGUACUGAGUGCUCGGAAUCAACUGCGUUGUUAUCAGUUUCUUAAAUCCAGACUCCAUUUUUCUAUUCAACCAUUGAACAUUUUAGUGUUAUUUUCAAUAAAUGAUUUAUAGGACUUCACCUUUGGUUCAGUAACUGAAAACUCUCUACAUGAUAUGUUAUAAAAUAUAUUAUAGCAACUUUGAACUAUCUAUGCAGUGUUAAAUUAAGCAGCAGACAUCGUGCAUCUGAAUGCCUUCAGCCUCAUCUCUGCUAGAUUAAGAGAUGAGUACAUAAGUCAUUAUCCAUGUAUCUCGAAAAUAGCAUAAACAGAACAUUUGUAACAUGUAACAUCGCGCAGUUAACCUUACCACUGUUCCUGGUUUCUGUAACAAUACAAACCUUUUAUCCGCAAGUCACUUCCAACUUCCCCACAUGAACCAGAGGUGAAACACUAAUGAUCUGGAAUACAAUGUUUCCUUUUAUCAAAUCUUCACAAAGAAAAUACGCCCGGACCGGGGAUCGAACUCUUGAUCCCCGAAACGUAGAAAUGCCCUCUCUCCAAUUUGGCGGAAACCUCAAAAGUAUUUUUCAUCUAGUGAACGCUAUAUGUAUAAGUUCACGAGUGGCUUUCAUGUAAGAACACAUUUUUUUUUUUUAAUUUUAAUAGCUGUCUUUACAAUUGUUAACUAAAUCGUACCAUUUAUAACGCGCACGUCAUGCGUUUACGCCUCAGGCAAAGUAAAUUUGUUUGUAAAUAGUUUUGUACUGGUAAAGUUUUUAAACCGAUUUUUCUUGGUUUCUUUUACAGUUUUAUACCUUGGACGUAAAUCUUUAAGUUCUUGUAUUGGUGUAUGAAUAUAAGUGUACUUUUAAGUCGUAUUUUUACACCAUUUUUAGACAAACAACGACAUUAUUUCAUUAUCCUUAUUCUUCAAGAACAAUAUAU
Messenger RNA from Mercenaria mercenaria, 1772 nucleotides. Its product is annotated as cadherin-23-like. The coding region runs from base 1 to 786 and encodes 261 amino acids. NCBI's taxonomy places the organism in Eukaryota, Metazoa, Mollusca, Bivalvia, Venerida, Veneridae. The transcript has 4 exons. Gene Ontology annotation, biological process: homophilic cell-cell adhesion. Gene Ontology annotation, cellular component: catenin complex; membrane. The record is from RefSeq and is a predicted model, not a curated record. Gene Ontology annotation, molecular function: calcium ion binding; cadherin binding.